Messenger RNA from Crotalus tigris (Tiger rattlesnake), 4712 nucleotides. RefSeq names its product SCY1 like pseudokinase 1 (gene SCYL1). Bases 820 to 3339 code for a protein of 839 amino acids. The record is from RefSeq and is a predicted model, not a curated record. The transcript is spliced from 18 exons. Gene Ontology annotation, biological process: protein phosphorylation. Gene Ontology annotation, molecular function: protein kinase activity; ATP binding. Lineage: Eukaryota; Metazoa; Chordata; Lepidosauria; Squamata; Viperidae.
UCCCUCCUUCCUAUUUGCUUUCCUUCCCUCCCUCCAUACUUCCUAUUUUCCUUCCUCCCCUCCCUCCAUUUUCGUUCCUUUCUUCCCUCCUUCCUUCUCAGAAUCUUAAUAGUAUUUCUCAAUUUUGGUCACUUUUAAGAGGCUGGAGAAUUCUGGGCGUUGAAGUCCAGCCAUCUUCCGAGCUUGACAGACUGCUGCAGGACCUUGUUUCUUGGCCCUUUUAUCUGGCGUCUUCUCUGUUUUCCACCGUUUUCUUUCUAGCCCUGAGAAGAGAAAAAAGGGUUUUCAUUUCUCCAGGCAACCCCGGGGCAGACCCGCGGAAUAGGGAGGGGUCUCCUGGCACUUAUACAAGAGUGCAGCCACGUCCCCUCUUCCUCGUGCAAUCUCCUCCCCCGGCUGCAAAUCCUUCUGCCUUCCCACGCUCGACCCCUCGUGGGCCACUCCCGUGUCUGGGUGCGCGUGGAACGCCACCCCUAAACUCCCCCCAACCUGCAUUCACACAACCCCGCCCUCCCCCAGCCUCAACAGGGGCUGGCUAGCGCGGGCUUCUUGCAUCGCGUGCAGAGAACCCUCCCCAAAGACGCGCGUUCGUUCCGCGCGCACGUGUGCACGCGGCAUGCAACGCCCGGAGGCGUCCCCGGGCCCCGGCACUCUGCACACGCUCGCCGGCGCCCUCCUUCCAACCACUUCCGGGGUUGCAAAGAGGAUCCGGGGCUGAGCCCGGCUCUCCAGCGACGCUUCCUCCUUGCAACGUUGCCCGGCUGCUCCUGCCUGCCUGGCUGGCUGCUUCGGCAACCGGGCGCCCCUUCCCGGCCCAGGAUGUGGUUCUUCGCCCGGGACCCGAUCCGCGACUUCCCCUUCGAGGCGGCCUCCCCGCCGGAGCCGCCGCUGCCGCAGCCGGGGGGCGCCUGGCAGCUGCACCGCGGGCGGAGGAAGACUACGGGAGAACCGGUCUCUCUUUUCGUACACGAGGUGAAGCCGAGUUCCGAAGAGCAGACCCAGCUUGCCAAAACAGCCUUUAAAUUCCUCAAGACGCUCCGGCACCCCAAUAUCUUAUCCUACAUUGAUGGCUUAGAGACAGAGAAAAGUUUGCAUGUGGUCACUGAACCGGUGACACCGCUGCCGGCCUACUUGGAGUCGCGGGGGGACGGGAAGGGCUUGAGCGAGCCGGAGAUUUCCUGGGGUCUUCAUCAGAUUGCGAAAGCCCUCAGUUUCCUGGUCAACGACUGUCACCUGAUCCAUAACAACGUCUGCAUGGGGGUGGUUUACGUGGACCGUGCUGGCGAGUGGAAACUUGGCGGGUUAGAUUACAUGUGCCCGGCCCAGGGGGACGUCACCGUGCCACGGAAGGGGGUCCCCGAGCUGGAGAAAUACAACCCUCCCGAAUUCUCCGAUAGCACCAAAAACAUUGGAGAGAAAUGGUCAGCAGACAUGUGGCGAUUUGGCUGCCUCAUCUGGGAGGUCUUCAACGGUCCCUUGCCCCGAUCAUCCUCCCUGCGGUCUCUCAACAAAAUCCCUAAGUCCUUGGUGCCCCAUUACUGUGAGUUGGUUGGUGCGAAUCCCAAAGUUCGACCCAGCCCAGCCAAAUUCCUGCAAAAUUGCUCUCGGACGGGCAGUUUCAUGGACAACAAGUUUGUGGAGACCAACCUUUUUCUGGAGGAGAUCCAGAUUAAGGAGCCGGCCGAGCGGCAGAAGUUUUUCCAGGAGCUCAGCGACAACCUGGAUAAUUUCCCGGAGGAUUUCUGUUGCCACAAGGUCCUUCCUCAAUUGCUGAUGGCCUUUGAGUUUGGGAAUGCAGGAGCCAUCAUCCUCACGCCGCUCUUUAAGGUGGGGAAAUUUUUGAAUAGCCAGGAAUACCAGCAAAAAAUCAUCCCUGUGAUUGUGAAGAUGUUCUCUUCCCCAGACCGGGCCAUGAGGAUCCGUUUGCUGCAACAGAUGGAACACUUCAUUCAGUAUCUGAAUGAGCCCACGGUCAACACCCAGAUCUUCCCCCACGUGGUCCACGGCUUCCUGGACACCAAUCCAGCCAUUCGGGAGCAGACGGUGAAGUCCAUGCUGCUCCUGGCUCCCAAACUCAGCGAGACCAACCUCAACGUGGAACUCAUGAAGCACUUUGCUCGCCUCCAGGCCCGGGACGACCAGGGCCCUAUUCGCUGCAAUACCACCGUGUGUCUGGGCAAGAUUGGACCGUACCUCAGUGUCAGCACGAGGCAGAACGUGCUGAUCUCGGCCUUCAGUCGGGCCACCAAAGACCCCUUUGCCCCCUCGCGGGCGGCCGGGGUCCUGGGCUUUGCCGCCACCCACAAUUUCUUCUCCAUGAAAGAGUGCGCCUUCAAAAUCCUGCCAGUGCUGUGCAACUUGACGGUGGACCCCGAAAAAACUGUCCGGGACCAGGCCUUCAAAACCAUCCACAGCUUCUUGACUAAACUGGAGACGGUUUCAGAAGACCCGGCUCAGCUCUCAGAACUUGAAAAAGAUGUCCAGGCUCCCUCCACCAGUCCCGCGGUGGGCUCAGCAGCCAGUUGGGCCGGCUGGGCUGUGACGGGGGUCUCGUCCCUGACGUCAAAGCUGAUCCGGACAAACGCUGGCACAACGCCGGGGGCAGAGCAGGUGACCAGGGACGCCCCCGUCAAGACACCGUCGGAGCCCCCCAAAUCAGGCACCGGGCCCCCUCCUGCUGCUGAGGGAGCAGCUCCCCCCCCUUCCAGCCGGUGGGACGUGGAGGAGGAGGAGGAGGAGGUGGGGGGGGAGGAGAGCACGGCAGACCAGUGGGAUGAUGAAGACUGGAGCAGCUUGGAGCAAGAAACAGAGCAGACCAAGAGGCAGCCCAGUCCAGAUGACUGGAACAGCCCCGGCUGGUCAGAACCGGCCCAGACAUCCGGCAGUAGGACAAUUACCCCCACGGUCUCUGAUAGGCAGGACUCCGACUGGAGCAGUUCUGCCUGGGAUCUGGAGCCUUCCUGGAGCCCCCAAAAGGGGGGGGAUAUCCUCACGGAACCGCUCCCCUCCAGCCUCGGCACCAAAGCCGCUGCAGCCCCUCACCAAGACACCAAACUGGCGAGCGAAUACAACUGGGGCAGCAUCGGCUCUGGGGACAAAUCCGAUCCGUUUUCCUGUCUGGCUGGGAAGCCACCAUCGGAGAGGCAGAAAAAUGCUGACGCUCUGCGUGAGUGGACCCUCGAGGGAAACUGGGCCACGCUGGACUCAGAUCAAGGUCCCAGCAAGACAGAACUGGCCCGGAAGAAACGAGAAGAGAGGCGCCAGGAAAUGGAGGCCCGGCGAGCCGAGAAAAAAGGGGCCAAGGGACCUAUGAAGUUGGGGGUCCGGAAAUUGGACUGAGACGGCCCCACUUGGCCCUUUUCCUCUUUUUCGUUUGGACAGCCUGAUGCCUUCAAAGAGGCUGCAAGGAGGAGACGACUGGUCGGCAACUCUGGUUCCCCAACGCAGUUUGGAAAGGGGGCGGGAAAUUCGGGGCUCCUCCAUCCGGUCUUGCUUGAGGUGGGGAUGGCCAUCCGCACAGCCAGGCCCGGCUGCGUCCGACCUUCGUUUGCCCCCUUCAGGCCGAUUUCUCUGGUUUCAAGUAGUGAAAAAUAGACUCCCGGAAGGUUUGGGAUGAGGGGAAGAGAGUGCUGGAUCCAUCACAGGGUCUCUUUGCCUCUGUGCGAAGAAAAUCAGACUUUUGCACAGAGGCAAAGUACCAGGUGGAUGUGUACAUACAUGAGGGUGUGUGUGAGUGUAUGUGUGUGUGCAGGUGAUAAUCCGUGCCUGUUUCAUCAGCUAAGAUGGAAGCAGAGGAAAAAACUUUGAAUGAAAAGCUGCAAGAGAUUCCCAUAAUCCCUAGCCAAUCUCUCUCUCUCUCUCUCUCUCUCUCUCUCUUUCUGUGUCUCCUUUCUCUCUCUUCCUGUCUUUUUUUCUUUCUUUGUCUCUUUCUCUCUGUCUCUUUCUCUCCUGUCUGUAUCUUUUUGUCUCCUUUCUCUCUCUCUCUUUCUCUCCCCCCCCCAACUCUGGUUUGCACUUGCAAACCAAAUGCCUUUGCUUGGCAUGGCAAACUUGGUUAAAGUUGUCUUAAUCCUUGGGUGGUUUUGCCUGCAAAAUGCAGCUGCCUCAACGUGGUAGUUUGCAAAUCGGGAAAAUGGGUUCAUUCCAAGAGGAAAAAAGUGAUGCAUUUUUUUCCCCUCCAGGCAUAAAUCUUGCAAUUUGGCUGGUUUUCAGCAACCAAGGUGGGGGGGGGGCAUAAUUUGGUUUUUUUCCCCUCAGGGCUAUUGAGAAUUAUGGCUGGAAGUGGGGGGGGGCAGCAGCGAGAAUCUCAAUCCCUCUCAUGUUUUUUUUUUUCUUUUAGUAAAAUAGCUUGCAAACAACUCCAGAAGAUGGUUUGGCACUAUUAUUUUAUUGGUUUUACAGCCUGAUGAAAAUUACACUUAAUUCAAAGGUCUGGGCUGAAAUUUUGGUGAAACCCAGGCUAGGAAAAACAUCCUCAACCUUCUGUUACUCCUCAGAUUAAUCCAGAAUUAGUUCAAGAAACAGCCCUUCAGGCAGUUAAUGUGAUUUUUUUUUAAUGUGCAUUCACUCAGAGGUUAGACUUCUUCUGUUUAGAACAGUGGUUCUCAACCUUUUUAAUGCCGCGACCCCCCCCCCAACCGGUCGUAAGUCGAGGACUACUCAACCGGUCGUAAGUCGAGGACUACUCAACUGGCGCAGCACCGUUUGCAGAC